AUGGCUACUCCAUCCACGGAAGAGACCAGCAUCGUGGAUCCCGACGGUGACGUUAUUCUCAUCCUCCCUAACGAAUGUGGCCUAUCUCCAAACUCGAGUCAAAGGCCAGCUCCCACUCGCUUUAAGGCCUCUUCAAAGCACUUAACCCUGGCAUCGGCUUUUUUCAAAGCCCAGUUCAGCUCGAACUGGCGGAAGGGUCGAGAGCUUGGGGAGAAUGGCACUGUCGCGGUUCAUAUCUCGACCGCUGACCACGACUCGUGGACGAUGAGCAUCCUCAUGAACAUGAUCCACGGCCGGCAACGGCAUAUUCCAUUUAGUGCUGUGGAAGGUUGCCCUGGCCACUGA
Messenger RNA from Penicillium daleae, 345 nucleotides. RefSeq lists its product as uncharacterized. Lineage: Eukaryota; Fungi; Ascomycota; Eurotiomycetes; Eurotiales; Aspergillaceae. The record is from RefSeq and is a predicted model, not a curated record. The transcript has a single exon. The coding region runs from base 1 to 345 and encodes 114 amino acids.